Molecule: messenger RNA, 1242 nt
Organism: Pieris macdunnoughi
Lineage: Eukaryota; Metazoa; Arthropoda; Insecta; Lepidoptera; Pieridae
Source: the annotation of a GenBank genome assembly
AUGUCUAUAGCUUUAUUAUUAGAAAAGUAUGACGUAUCUUCUGAAGAUGGUCUUCAAAAAGCACUUAAUGAAAUAGAGAAAGAAGAGUCAGACGUGAAUGAUGCUUUAUCAAACGCACUAUCUAAAGCGUGUGUUCUUGAGGGAAGGCUUCGAACUACUAGUGAAGCAUGUACAAAACUGGGUGAAGUAAAAUUUGAAGCCCUGAAUGCAGCUGAUAUGGUUAACAAAACUGCAGCAUUAGCUAGAGGUGUAAGCGCAAAAGUGCGCCAGCUAGACUUAGCUAGAUCCCGAGUUGCAGAAUGUCAGCAGAGGGUAAAUGAUUUGAUAGAUCUAAAAGUAUGCAGUGCUGGAGUUGACGCUGCUAUUAAAGCACAUGAUUAUGAAACAGCUGCUGGACACAUCUCAAGGUUCUUAAGUAUGGAGCCAGCAUCAGUGGCAGCAGCUCGUGCCAGAGGAGAUGCAGAUGUACGGCAGGAUAUAACUGCUGCGGCCAAUACGUUACGAGAUCACCUUAUUAAAAAGUUUGAGGAAGCAGCGGGAAAGGAAGAUGAUGUGUCGGUAGAGAAGUUCUUUAAACUCUUCCCUCAGAUUGGCUGUGCUGAGUUAGGAGUAGAUAUGCUGAGCAAGUAUUUGGCAACACAGCUAGAAAUAAAGCUGCGUCGUUGCAGCGUUGUAUCAGGGGGCGGGGGUGAGGCAGCGCACGCUGACGCGUUGACCCGCGUACUAGAAGCGGGCGCGGCCGCUCUCGAACGUAUACGUGCGUUAAGUGCGGCUAAUGGCCCCACACUACCGGCCGCUUUGAAACGAAUUCAACCCCCAAUAUGUGCUGCUGUACGCACUGUUAGCCGCUCCUUGCUUGCUGCCCGACGAUUGCCUGAACCCAAAUCAUCGUUGGCCGUCGAACCUGCACUAAAUGAACUAGCGAUGGCCCAUCAACGUAUCUACCUGUACUUUGCAUUUCUAAGAAGACGGAUUGAUUUAAGUGCUAUGGACGAAACAGCGCGUAACAUUUGUGUUGAGUCGGUGGAAAAGAUCAUAGCUGACAGUGAUAUGACGAGAACUGCCCAAGAUAUCCUGAGCCAUUAUCUUACACUGGAGAGGUAUUAUUUAGAAGAAAGCGUCAGUAAGGCGCUGAAGCUGUCCACGCCGCAGCCAGGUGUCACGACUUCCAGUUUAGUGGAUGAUGUCUUCUUUAUUGCCAGGAAGGUGAUCAGGUCAGUAUAUUUGUGUGUUGCUCUAUAA